This is a messenger RNA of Cannabis sativa, 1566 nucleotides long. RefSeq names its product probable pectate lyase 4. Bases 299 to 1426 code for a protein of 375 amino acids. Lineage: Eukaryota; Viridiplantae; Streptophyta; Magnoliopsida; Rosales; Cannabaceae. The record is from RefSeq and is a predicted model, not a curated record. The transcript is spliced from 7 exons. Gene Ontology annotation, molecular function: pectate lyase activity.
AAUAAUAAUUAAAACAAAAACUUUAAUAAUUUUAUUUCCUUUUAUUUUCUUUAGUUUUUCUCACUGUCCCUCUUAUCAUCUCUCUCCGACGACGGCUCCGAUCUCCGCCGAUACCGCCACCUGCCUCCUUCUUCAAGAGAAUUCAAGAGCUUCAAUGUCCAUUUGUUUUGAUCAGUGUAAUGGUGGGGUUUCAAUUUCAAUUUCAAUUUCAAUUUCAGUUUCAGUAGUUAUUAUCAGUAACAGUUUGUUGAUUGUAAUGAAGUAAAUUUAUUUUUAGAGCUUCUAAACAUAGCCAUUAAUGGGAAACGGCCACCACAAACACCAUAACAAUAAUCAAAAUCAAGGAGCUCUGCCCUAUAAAUACGGUCCCUCACAACCACCACCACAAGUUCCAACCAGCUCAACCACAUCUUACCCUCCUCACAUGGACACCUUUACCUUCCCUUAUGCUCAUGUUGACUCAAGCUUGCGAGCCCUAGCCUCUCAGGCUGAAGGUUUCGGUCGUUUCGCCAUUGGUGGUCUCCAUGGUUCACUCUACCAUGUCACCACUUUAGCAGAUGAUGGUCCUGGAUCACUCCGAGAUGGAUGUCGUAAGAAAGAGCCACUUUGGAUUGUGUUUGAAGUGUCCGGCACAAUUCAUCUUUCAUCCUACUUGAGUGUUUCAUCGUUUAAGACAAUUGAUGGCCGAGGCCAAAGGAUAAAACUUACUGGAAAAGGUUUGAGAUUGAAGGAAUGUGAACAUGUCAUUGUAUGCAAUUUGGAGUUUGAAGGUGGUAGAGGGCCUGAUGUUGAUGGCAUUCAGAUAAAACCGAAAUCCCAACAUAUUUGGAUCGAUAGAUGCAGCCUUCGCGAUUAUGAUGACGGACUUAUAGAUAUAACCCGCGAAAGCACUGAUAUAACCAUCUCAAGGUGUCAUUUCGCGCAGCAUGACAAGACAAUGCUGAUCGGAGCAGAUCCUUCUCAUGUAAGCGAUAGAUGCAUUCGUGUUACGAUUCACCAUUGUUUCUUUGAUGGGACUCGACAGCGACACCCUCGUGUUAGAUUCGGAAAAGUUCAUCUUUACAAUAAUUACACCAGAAACUGGGGCAUAUAUGCUGUUUGUGCCAGUGUAGAAUCUCAGAUAUACUCUGAAUGUAAUAUAUAUGAGGCUGGGCAGAAGAAAGUAGCUUUCAAGUAUCUUACAGAGAAGGCGACAGACAGGGAAGUAGCAGUAAGUGGCUGCAUAAGAUCCCAAGGAGACUUAUUCAUGUGUGGAACUCAGGCAGGGCUGAUGGCCGAGACAGAGAGCGGCGGAAAUGGCAUGUUUCAUCCUAGUGAAUAUUACCCGAAAUGGACCGUGGCACCACCCACAGAUGCUCUGAAACACCAUGUUCAACACUGUACUGGAUGGCACAGUGUUCCUCGCCCAGCUGAUCUUCAAAACUAGCCACACUCAUAUAUAAAUAUUUAUAGAAACUUGCUAUGUUUUAUAUGAUAUUUUGGUGUUUGUAAGUAAAAAUGGUCACUUUUAUUAUUGUAACUCUGUACUAAUGGUUUUGUUAUCAAUAAAACAUAAAUUAUAUUAAA